UAUAUAUAUCGUACGGGAAAAUCAAUGAACCUAAAUUCCUUUCAUUGCGUAUAUGAGAUAUAUACCGUGAUACUUGUUGAAUAUCCACAACGUUUGCACAUACAGUAUUAUUUGUAAAAUAUCUUAAACAUGGAUCAAAUAAGAGAAUUACCUCAAACACAUCAUUCUUUGGAUGGUUUUAUUCCUCUUCUGAGUCUGACUGAAGCGCUUGGUGCGCUUCUUGUAAUUCUGGUACUUGUAUGGACAACUUAUUUUAGAAAUGGCUUCUCCUGGAGAUCUAAUCCAACACUUGAAUUUAAUUGGCAUCCUUUAUUAAUGACUAUAGGUCUUGUGUUCCUGUAUGCCAAUGCAAUGCUUAUUUAUAGGACACAACGGAAUCUACGCAAGAGACGAUUGAAACUGAUUCAUGCAGGAAAAAUGAUUCUUAUUAUGUUGGUAACUGUAAUUGCUCUAGUAGCAGUUUUUGACAGCCAUAAUCUAGCUUCUCCUCCUAUUCCGAAUAUGUAUUCUUUACAUAGCUGGAUAGGUCUAACGACCGUAAUAUUAUUCUGUUGUCAGUGGGUUGCUGGAUGUGUCUCUUUCCUUUUUCCUGGACUACAUGCCUCAUUACGAGCUGCUUAUAUGCCAAUUCACAUGUAUUUUGGCGUUGCAGGCUUUGUUGGUGCAAUUGCAUCAUGUUUAUUGGGUCUCAAUGAAAAAGCAAUUUUCGUUUUGAAAGAUAAAUAUUCAUCCUUUGAUGGAGAAGGAGUGCUGAUAAAUAUUAUAGGAUUGCUAUUCAUAUCAUUCGGAGGUCUGUCAGUAUAUUUGGUAACGCAAGUUCGUUACAGACGUUUACCAAUGCCUGAAGAUGAGGUUUUAUUAUCUGGAACUGGAUAGUGCAUUAAACUCA
Harpegnathos saltator (Jerdon's jumping ant) is the source of this 889-nucleotide messenger RNA. Its product is annotated as cytochrome b561. The record is from RefSeq and is a predicted model, not a curated record. The transcript has 5 exons. NCBI's taxonomy places the organism in Eukaryota, Metazoa, Arthropoda, Insecta, Hymenoptera, Formicidae. Gene Ontology annotation, molecular function: oxidoreductase activity. Bases 130 to 876 code for a protein of 248 amino acids.